Messenger RNA from Lutzomyia longipalpis, 2039 nucleotides. It is a transcript of the gene Smyd4-2, whose product is annotated as SET and MYND domain-containing protein 4. Bases 21 to 1988 code for a protein of 655 amino acids. NCBI's taxonomy places the organism in Eukaryota, Metazoa, Arthropoda, Insecta, Diptera, Psychodidae. The transcript is spliced from 6 exons. Gene Ontology annotation, molecular function: protein binding. The record is from RefSeq and is a predicted model, not a curated record.
GUAAGUAAAAGUGAUCAAGUAUGGAAGAUUUGGAUCCUAAAUAUACGAAGAAAUGCAGCACAAUUACUGUAUUUUCCACUGAAAGAGGAUUCUUUCGGGAAUUCUACGAAAGUGUUAAAGAAUCCUGUGGUGAAAAGUGGAUUAAAGGAGAAUUCGCAAAAAUUCACAGCAGUUCAGCCAAAUUGGUGGAACUCCUUGAAAAAGAUGAAUCUUCAGGACCAAUUUUGGGAACACUCGAACACGUAGCACCAGUCUUCAAGGGAAAGGACUUUCCUCUGGCGCUAAAGAAAUUCCAUGAAGGUGUUAGGAUGCUUCAGGAAGGAAAUCACAGAAAUGCAGCAAUUCUGUUGAGUCAAGCAAUCAUUAAAACUACUCAAGGUACGUCGGAAAAUGAAAAAAAGUUUCUCGCUGAGGCACUGUGGAAGCGCUCAGAGGCACUUAUUUGGCUGGAUGAGGGGGAAAAGGCAAUGCAGGAUAUGAAAUAUGCCAUAGAGAUGGGUUCACAGGUCAAACAAUCUCCAGAGUAUUUUUGGAGGAUGGCAAAGUGCUAUAUCAUUACAAAAGAUCUGAAGAAAGCUAGAGUGUCUCUAGGACUGGCAGAAAAACUCUUGAAAAAUGAUCCAAAAAUCCAGGAAAAAAUUGAGAAGGAAAAGGAAGAACUUGAAAUAUUGGAAAACAUGAAAAACAUCAAAAUUCCAGAAAAAAACGUCUAUCUUAAUACUUUGGAAAUGAGAAAAGAAUACCUUAAAAUCCCUGAUGGAUCAUCGGAAAAACUUCAACUCACCACAGGUGCAAAAACAGGAAACUUCUUUGUAGCAUCUGCAGAUAUAAAUCCAGGAGAGGACGUAAUGUGUGAAUCACCAGUUGCAGUUAGUUUGCUACCUGAAUUCUUUGGUAGUCACUGCCUCCACUGCUUGACGCGUUUGGUAGCACCAAUUGCCUGUGCAAAUUGUUGUUCAGUUGCAUUUUGUUCUCAGGAAUGCCGAAAGGAAGCCUGUUCUUCCUACCACCAAUUUGAGUGCCAAUAUCUAGAUCUUCUUAUCGGCUCUGGAAUGUCGGCUCUAAGCUUCCUAGCUCUACGAAUAGUAACUGCUGCUGGAAAUUAUGAAAAAGCAGUCGAGUCUACGAAAGAUCUUCUUGAGGGCCUAUGUCGGCAUAGUGAAAAACGUACAGGGGAUGAUUAUUUACAACGCAGCCUUAUGGCUAUUUUUCAAAUGCGCAUCCUCCAAAAAAGUGGCUUCUUCGGCAGGAGAACCACUGAAAGUGUGAAUCCGACAACAAAAGAGCUUAAAACGGCCGAGAUUAUUCUCAAUCUUCUUGAGGCGCUUCAGUUUAAUGCUCAUGAAAUUUAUGAGACACUCCUUGGAACUAAUCACAUUGUUGGUUCCAAGGAAUCGUAUAUAGGUGUUGCGGUUUACAGAAAAGCUUCUCUCUUUAAUCAUGACUGCUUCCCUUCAGUGGCUAGAUACUUUUCAGGCAACAAACUAAGAUUAACAGCCCUACGAUCGAUUGCAUCUGGUCAGGCAGUUACUGAAAACUACGGACCAGUCUUCACGAAGCAAAACUUACUGCAGCGUCAAAGGAAUCUCCGAUCACGCUACUGGUUUCACUGCGAAUGCCUCAGUUGUCGUGAAGAUUGGCAAAAGUUGGAGGAUCUAUCCAAUAAAUGCCGAAUUAAAUGUCCUACAGAUAAAUGCGACAAAGCCUUCUACUUUCCUGAUAAUCCAGAAAGGCAGAUUAAGUGUACUCGCUGUAAGAAUCACGUAACGCUCUUGGGGAAUGUGAAACUCGUCAGGGAAGCUGAGGAAUUGUAUAGAAGAGCAGCGGAAGCAUUAGAUAAGAAUGAAAUCAAUGCUGCAGCUGAUUUAUUUGAAGAAGGAAUUAAACUAUUCUUCACCGUGGGAAUUCCUCCUCAUAAAGAUACCCAUAUUGCUAUGGAAUCUUUAAGAAUUUGUUACUCCCUGAGGGGAAAUGUUUAUAAGAAAUGAAAUUUUUAAAUAAAGCUUCGUAAUACAGUGAAGAUCUCGUAUAAAAUAAAA